AUGUAUAAGAACCUAUUGCAGCAGUAUGCUCAAAAGCAAAAUCUUGAUUUUCCUGUAUAUACUUCUGAAGCUGAAGGUCCUCCCCAUGCUCGCCGCUUCAAGUCAAGAGUUUGUUUAGACGGAAAAUCAUAUGAGACAUUUGAAUUUUUUCCCACACUAAAGGAAGCUGAACAAGCAGCUGCUAAAGUUGCUUGUCAGGUGUUGUCUGUGGAUGUGGUCCAAGAGAAUGCAGGAUUAUACACAAAUCUUCUACAAGAAUUUGCUCAUAAAAACGGUCUUUUAUGCCCAUUAUAUGAGACAGUCAGCUCUGGUUUGUCACACAGGCUUGUAUUUGUGUCUAAAGUGGAGAUAGGAAGUGAUACUUUUUUAGGGGCUGAAGCCAAAACCAAGAAGUUGGCAGAGAUAAAUGCUGCUAAAGUUGCUUACUGUGCUCUUACGAGGGUUAAAAAACUAAUAAUUCAUCUAAUGUUGAUAUUGGCUGAGUCUCUUGAAGUUCUCUUUAUUUAUUCUCGAUUUGUGUAUGUCUUGAAGUAGGACUAACUGUGUUGUGUACUGGAUUAAUGACAAACCACACUAGAUAACUAUUGGUUU
Messenger RNA from Sesamum indicum (sesame), 591 nucleotides. Its product is annotated as double-stranded RNA-binding protein 5-like. The record is from RefSeq and is a predicted model, not a curated record. NCBI's taxonomy places the organism in Eukaryota, Viridiplantae, Streptophyta, Magnoliopsida, Lamiales, Pedaliaceae.